UUUGUGCAGUUUACAAUAAGUGCCUGGAAUGCAAAGAACUCUAAAGCAGCAGGCAGUGAUGCUAAUGGUACACAGACUGAAAAUACAACAGAGCAGGGAUCGUCUCAGCAGUCUGACUGCUUUACACUCCAGCUUCACUCUUUAACCCCUGGACAGGAGUCUUGGCAGGUGACACCUGGAGAGAAAUGGGUUUGGGUGCUGUCUCACAAGCAAAGGGGUGGUCAGCGGUUUGGGAAUGGCGAUAUCUGGGGUGCGACAGACUGCUACUGCAGAGCGGUGAAGCUGGCAAUAACUUUAAAUGGCAAGACAAGAAGAAAGCCAGUGGACGAGACGUUUAAAGAAGGUGUGGAUGGAGAGGAUGAUGAUGAUGCAGCUUUGACACCAUGCUUUGAUAAAGAAAAUGAGCAGGCAGAAUGUGCUAAUGUCUCCCUUCCAACUGAAGAAGAGUACAAAACUGUAAAAGCAGAACUUCACUGCAAUCUUUCUUUAUGCCAACUCAAGUUAGGCCAGCUUGGUAAGUCCAGAGACAGUAGUAUCAAGGCCACUGAGCUGAACCCAAAGAGCACUAAGGCCUGGUACCGACUUGGGCAAGCUUGCCUGCAGCUGGGCGAACUGGAGGAAUCUCGCAUGGCCUUUGGAAAGAUUCUGGAACUCCAACCUGAUUCUGAAUCAGCUCGCACUGCUCUGAAACAAGUGAACAACAGAUUAAAGGACUUGGACAGUAAACUUGGUCAAAGACUGAGCAAGAUGUUUAACUAGAAAAUAACUGAAAGUUGGGAAUAAUAAAAGCAGAACAUGUGCAUAUGUAUAAAAAUGAUAACAACGGUAAAGUGCCCAGAAGUUGUUUUUGGUCUUUCCUAGUAGCUUAACUUCAAUGUUUAAAACCUGAAGUAUG
Molecule: messenger RNA, 895 nt
Organism: Sinocyclocheilus rhinocerous
Lineage: Eukaryota; Metazoa; Chordata; Actinopteri; Cypriniformes; Cyprinidae
Product: FK506-binding protein-like
Exons: 1
Molecular function (GO): protein binding
Source: RefSeq, a predicted model, not a curated record